UUUGAACAGUUAUUUGAUCUGUAGCUUAACUUGGUGUACAUAUUAUUUAACUUCGGCGAGAUAGAGAUUUUUUACGACAACCACAAUCACAGCUUUGUCAACAAUACGACGAACAUACUACUACUAGUCAAGAGGCGGUAUUAAUUUUAUUGUUACAAAACUAAACUAAGGACUAAGGACUUAGAGAAGAAGAAAAUGACUGGGACAGGUGAUAAAGAAGUUCAUGUUGUCACGGGCGGUGCUGGCUUCCCAGGUUUCUCUUUAGGAAAGCAGUUGACAAAGAAAGGUCAUCUGGUGCGACUUUUUGAUAUCAAAGAGCCGGUUUGGGAACUUGAAGAUGGAAUGGAAUUUAUAAAGGGAGACAUUGUGGAGGGGAGGAAACUGUGUGAAGUUAUCAAGGGAGCUAAUGCAGUUUAUCAUCUGGCUUCCUAUGGAAUGUCAGGCAGAGAGCAGCUUAACAAAGACUUGAUAGAGAAAAUCAAUCUCGGAGGCACAGAGGCGGUUCUUAAAGCCUGUCUGAAGAAUGACGUGACCAGACUAGUCUACACCAGCACUUACAAUGUGGUCUAUGGAGGACAAGAGAUUCACAAUGGUGAUGAGAGUUGUCCCUACUUGAGUGAAGACAAAUUCACUGACUAUUACUCCAAGACCAAAAUGUAUGCAGAGAAGAAGGUCCUGGCAGCCAACGGUCAGCUGACAUCCAACGGUCAGAUCUUAAGAUGCUGUGCACUGAGACUGGCUGGAGUGUAUGGACCAGGAGAACAGAGGCACAUCCCUCGGAUAGUCUCCUACCUGGAACAAGGUCUGAUCAAAGUGACCUACGGUGCAGACUCCUCACUUGUUGACUUUCUCCAUGUAGACAAUCUUGUCCAGGCACAUAUACUGGCAGCAGAGGCUUUGAGAGAACACAAGAAUUAUAUUGCUGCUGGCAAGGCUUACUUUAUAAGUGACAACUCUCCGGUGAACAACUUUGAAUUUUUUCGUCCUCUGUUUGAAGGAUUGGGUUAUUCCUACCCCAAAGUGAAAGUUCCUAUGACAAUUGUUUUCUACUUUGCCUGGUUGACAGAAAUACUCCAUGCUGUCAUCAGUCCUGUCUAUAAUUUCCAACCAAUGUUGACAAGAACAGAGGUCUACAAGACAGGGACCACUCACUACUUCAGUAUACAGAGAGCCACUCAGGAACUUGGUUAUGUCCCUACAAUUCAAAACGACCUCACUGGUGUGGUGGCCUAUUACAGAAAGUUAGGCCGAGUCAAGGGUCAUCAGCAGUCCCUGUUUUUUUUCUAUCUGGUCAAUGCAAUUAUCAUCUUCUUGAUCUACUGUGUGUUUAUGGCAGUGCUGCCGAGAGUAUCUGGACUGGCCUUCAUUUGAUGACAAGCUGCAGAUUUCACCUUUGUGUUCAGGACCAUUCAUUUAACUCCUAGGGAAGGAUAUUGUUACGAGCAGAUGAGACUCUUAAUCCUACACCAAAACAGAACCAUAAAUAAUAAAUUAGUGAAGUAAAAGUAAAGUUUCCCCUUUCAGACCUUUCGAUCCAUGGGGCAGAUGAUGUUAAGGUCAUCUUUUUCUAUGGCCAAGGGUUAAUGAGCAGGGUGUUGUGGCCUGCACAGCGACCAACCACCUUUACUUUCCCCAACUAAAGUCAGGUACUUAUUAGAGUUGGGCGGACUCAGGGGCGCCCUAAAAAUCCUGAAAUUCAAAAUCCCAGUCUUCACAGAGAUUCAAACCCAGGACCUCAAGUUCAAAGCCAAGCGCUUAACCAUUCCACCACAUCGCCCCCCUAUUAAUAGAUUACAAGAACUUUAAUUUUGAUUCAACGAAUGAUAAUAAAAUGUCAAUAAUAGCCUCGUUUUCAUUGUAAACUUGUAAUCUUUCUUCUUCUUUCUUCAACACCAAUUCUUACCAUUCCACAUUCACAUUACACUACCUAGGUAACACAUCUAUCAUUUAUGAUUAAGACUCUCAUCUGCCAUUUAUGAUUAAGACUCUCAUCUGCCAUUUAUGAUUAAGACUCUCAUCUGCUCGUGACAAGCUUAGAUGAUGAUUUUAUUUAUGUCUACAAUCAAAUUUUAAUGUCAAUAUAUUAAUCUAAGUUUGAAUGCAAUUCAGAGAUAAAUAAAUGUUUCUCCUACAAAUUCUAUUCUAGUGAAACCUGUUCAUAUUGUUUCAAAAGUAAUGUUUUUUUGUCCUCUAUUUUGAAAUAGCAUAUUAUGUCUCUAGUUUGUUUCUAUUGUACUGUUUUAUUUUAAUGCCAGGACUUUUGAUUCUAUUUGUAUUCAUGAACAAUGUUUUACUUUGAUUUGAUUGAAGAGAACAUUUUGUUCCAAUUGCAAUGGUGUUGCAAUUAGAAAGCAUAAUGUUGUGAGUUUUCUGAGCUAGACAAAUAGAGGGGAGACAAUUAUGGAGUACAAUAUCUUUACAUUGUACCAGGAUUUAUUAAUGCUCGGGUAUUUUAAUACAUUUAUAUUUCAGGUAUACUGUUGAAAUAAAAUACAUUAAUUUAUUCAAAUAUU
Molecule: messenger RNA, 2513 nt
Organism: Biomphalaria glabrata
Lineage: Eukaryota; Metazoa; Mollusca; Gastropoda; Planorbidae
Product: short-chain dehydrogenase/reductase family 42E member 1-like
Exons: 11
Coding region: 196-1371 (391 amino acids)
Biological process (GO): steroid biosynthetic process
Molecular function (GO): 3-beta-hydroxy-Delta5-steroid dehydrogenase (NAD+) activity
Source: RefSeq, a predicted model, not a curated record